CCUCCAAAUUCUUCCCUCAAUCCGCCAAUCAAAAUCAUCCCCUCGAAAAAGAUAGUAAACUACAAAUAUUGCAACACAGCUGUUUAUCAUUCUCUGAAAGGCUCGGCUGUUUCGAGCAUGCGCAGUGGGUCUUGUUUUUUAAUCAAGACCCACACAAAUCAUUUGACUAUGUGAUAUGAGAAAGUAAAGACUGAAAUCAUUUCUGAAAUUUGGAUUAAGAAGCUGUGAACGUUUAUAUGUUCUGGAAUAUUUGAGUUACGAUUAAUAUUUAUGCAAAUUAAUAAACUAUUUUGAUCAUUCCAAGACUGUAGUUUCUGUUCAUUUAUGUGUGACACAUGAGAUAGGACUUGAAUAUUAUCUUAAAUUUUUAUUCCGCAGUUUCGCAUUCUGUGAAGAUGGCAGAGGCACACUCUGCUGUUGCCUUUAGUUUUACUAUUUCCCAUGAUGGCAUCAAUAUUAACUAUGAUCAUGAAAUCUUCAAUGCUGUUUGGCAGAGUGGCAUGCGUUCAUGGAAAAGAUUCAUCAAUAAAUUUUGGAUUAGUCUUUGGACUGGUGCUUAUCCUGCUUCCCCCUAUAGUCUUCUUCUCAUUUCUCUUCUUAUUGCCUUCCUUACUUGGAAGGAGUGUGAUGUUUCCCAUGGUUUAGUUGACUUCCUAGCUUCACAUUUAUCAGACAAUCCUUUGGUUUGUUUGAUGAGUAUAGCAGCCUUCUACAUUGGAUAUGCACUCAUUUUAUGGUUUUUGUUUAUCACACUGGUACGUUAUUUGACCAAAAUGCUAUUCUCUUACAAAGGCUGGAUGUACCAGGCACGCUCUGGGCGUAUAUCCAUCAGAACCCGAUUAUGGCUUGCUGUAGUUAGCUUUAUUGUUAAGAGAAAACCCCAGCUCUUCAGUUUUCAAGGCUCGCUUCCUAACUUGCCUGUGCCGCAAUUAGAGAAAACAAUGGAUAGAUACCUCCUUUCUGUAAAACCCCUUGUGGAUGAAGAAAAAUAUAAGAAGAUGGAAGCUUUAGCUGAGGAUUUCCAAAAUGGAAUUGGGAAGAAAUUACAGCGUUAUUUAAUCCUUAAGUCUUGGUGGGCUACAAAUUAUGUGUCUGAUUGGUGGGAAGAAUUCAUUUAUUUGCGUGGUAGAGGUCCUUUGAUGAUCAACAGCAAUUUUUACGCAGUUGAUGCCAUGCUAGUUCACCCCACCAAUGUUCAGGCUGCAAGAGCUGCAAUCAUGAUCCACUGUGCAUUCUUAUUCAGGCGAUUUGUUGACAGGCAGACUAUAAGACCAAUAAUGGUCCAAAAUGUCGUGCCUCUAUGUUCUGCUCAAUAUGAACGUAUUUUUAACACCACUCGCAUACCAGGGAAAGAAACUGAUAAGCUUGUUCAUUUGGAUGAUAGUCAGCACAUUGUUGCUUACCAUAGAGGUCGUUUUUUUAAAAUUCCUGUUUAUUAUAUGGGUCGUCUAUUGCAACCCAUUGAAUUACAAAGGCAAAUUGAGAAGAUUUUAAAUGAUAAGUCUGAGCCUCAGGCAGGUGAACAAUAUGUUGGUGCAUUGACUGCAAUUGAAAGAACUGUAUGGGCAGAAGCAAGGGAGAGGUAUUUUUCUAAAGGUAUAAAUAAAGCUUCAUUGAAUACCAUAGAAAAGGCAGCAUUUUUUGUAUCACUGGAUGAUGAGGAGUAUAACUUUGACAAAGCCGAUCCAAGUAAAUUGGAUGAAUUUGGUAAAGCUAUGCUUCAUGGAAAGGGAUAUGAUCGUUGGUUUGACAAGUCUUUCAAUAUCAUUAUCUCUAAGAAUGCAAGGGCUGGCCUUAAUGUUGAACACUCUUGGGCUGAUGCUCCUAUUAUGGGCCAUGUGUGGGAAUUCUGUUUAGCUCAAGAAUUCAACACCAAAUGUUAUGAUGAAGAUGGCAACUGUAUUGGAGAGUCUAGAAACAAUAUAUUUCCACCCAGUCGAUUGAGAUGGGACUUUUCUCCUGAGGUCAUUACUGUGAUAGACAACUGCAAACAAUCUGCUGAAACUGCCAUAGCAGAUGUUGAUCUCAAACUAUUAAUGCAUGAUGCAUAUGGUAAAGGAUUCAUGAAAAAAUGUAAAGUCAGUCCAGAUGCUUAUAUUCAAAUGGCUUUGCAAUUAGCUUAUUACAGAGACUCUAGAAAAUUCAACCUGACCUAUGAAGCCUCCAUGACUCGGCUUUUCCGAGAAGGUCGUACUGAAACUGUUCGACCUGUUACUCUCGAAUCUUGUGCUUGGGUGAAGGCUAUGGUUGAUGCAAAUGCACCAAAUGAGGAGAAGAUUAAUUUGUUGCGUAAAGCUUGCCAGAGGCAUCAGAGAGGGUAUCAGGAUGCAAUGUGUGGAAAAGGAAUCGACAGGCACAUGUUCUGCCUGUAUGUUGUAGCUAGAUACCUCAAUGUAGAAUCUCCAUUUUUGAAUGAAGUAUUAAGUGAACCUUGGAAACUCUCUACUAGCCAGACUCCUCAUGGGCAAACAGAUAUGAUAGAUUUGAAAAAAUAUCCUGAUCAUAUUUCUGCUGGUGGAGGAUUUGGGCCUGUUGCAGAUGAUGGUUAUGGUGUGUCAUAUAUAAUUGCUGGAGAAGACACAGUUUUCUUUCAUAUAUCUAGCAAAGUAUCAUCACCUGAAACAAAUUCUGAGAGGUUUAAAGGACACAUUGAGAAAGCUCUGGCUGACAUGAGAAGCAUGUUUGAAACGUAAUUAAUUGUUUGACUGGUAUUGCGUAUUUAUUCAUGUGUUUGGCUACAACUGCCAUUUUGUGCCUGUGAAGUAGUGGAAGAAGAAAGCUGUAUUUUAUCGUUGUAUUCUUAAAGUUGCGUAUUAACUAUUUUUCACUUUUUAGUCUGGUAAAGUCUGCUAAGCAACACUGAAUUAAUAUUUAUGGACAUUUAUUUAAUUAUGUUUCAUCUUUACUGAAAAAUAUAUAUAUAUAACGAAAAAUUAUUCUGCCUGCCCAUAUAUUGAAUUUUAUCUGUGAUUCAUUUUAAAUGUACUAGUCUGUUCUAUUUGCGAAUUUUUUUAUUAUGAAACUGUUGAAACUUUAAAGGUUUGUCAUUUAGUUUCAAAAAUUGCUUCAAUAGAUUUUUACAAAAUCGUGAACUUUUUUUAUAAUUUUUAAUGCAUGAAUUCCCUACUGAAAUGUGUGUUAUCUGUGAUGUUAUAUUUGCUAUUUGAUAACUUAAGUAGGUUCUACUGGAUACAUUCACUAAAUAUAAUAGAUACUUAAUUAUUUGUUGCACAAAGCAAAAAAUAGCAGUUCUUAGUAACUUUGAUUUCAUCCUAAUUAGUUACAAUAACCUGAUUUAGUAAUGUAUCAUUCCUUCAUAAUAGAUUAUCAUUCAUUGAUAUUUAAAAUUUCUAAUUUAAUUCUGCAUAUCAUAUUUCAGUUAGCUGAUAUGAGCUGUAUCAAUUAGCAUUGUGUGAACAUUAAUCAUUGGAACUUAAAAUAUAUAAAACUUAAUUUUAUGUAAUGGGUAUAAGAUAAGUUUCAUAAUGCUUAAAAGAAGACAAUUAAAGCUUUGACUGAAUAUGAAUGUUUUAAGAUACCCAUAUGAGCUUUUUUAAAUUUACAUUACUUCUUGUCUUUUAUGUUAACUGUAGAGUUAUUUGAUUUUAUUUCCUCAUAUGGUUUAUUAACUUCUAUGUUAAAAAAUUUUUGCUGUGAAUUUGAGAGAAAUCAAAACUGUUCCUAAAUAAGGUGCUCAUUUCUUGGAUUAUCUUUCCAUUUAACACUGAAUCCUUUUACCACUAUUUAAACGAUAAGUUUUCUUUAGUAUUUGCUCUGUAUGGAAUUAGUGUUUAAAUUAGGGAUCAUUAUUUACGUUUUUUUUAGUGUUUAUUUUGUUUGUUUUGUUAAUUUCAUUUCAUAAUUUAGUAUCAUUUGUUAUUACAUUUUGUCAAUGCAAUUUGUUUAUUCGACCAAGAAAUAAUCACUUAAAAGUUUUGCUUCAUACAUAUCAAGUUGAUUAAUUCAUGUAAUGUAUAGUCACAAGUUUGUUUUAAUGUUAACUAAUUGAAAGUAUUGAUGGAAAUUUUUUUUUUGUCUGCUGUUUGUUUUAUGUUUUUUAAUAUAUUUAGUCUUUAUUUAGAAGUGUAUUUUUCAUUCAUUGUUCUCAUUUCUCUUAAUGGUACUACUUACUUAUAUUUGGGGGAAAAAUGUGUUCAGUUUUGCAAUGAUAGAUUACUAAAGACCUAAGGCAUUAAUGAUAUAAUAAGCUCUAUAUAAAUAAGGAUAAAUUAAUUGUACAUUAUGUUAUACCCCUUUAAAACUACUUGUUAAUUUCAUUAAUAUUUUCUGUUUUAUAAAUAUUUUUUAAAGUAAGGAAAGAAAAUGUAAAUUUAGAUGCAUUGUACUGCAUAUGUUGUUACUUGAAAAUUAUUAAUAGCUAUAUUUACAGAAAUAAAAAAAAAUGUGUUCAAAAUAUUAAAAGAUUUAAUCCUUAAAUAUUAAAAGCUAUUAAAUGAGUCCUUUAGUCUGUUGUUAUUAACACUUAAUCGAUAUUCUGAUUUUUUUUCCAUGUAUUAUGUAUUUCCAUGCAUUAUUCAGAUUUGCUUUAUUGAAGCCACUAGUUAAUGUUAUUCAUUAUUGUUAUUCAUAAAUGUUAUUCAUUUAAAUUCACAUGAAGCCUCUGUAACAGAAUUAAGGCAUCAUGAUGGCAGAAACUGCUGGUUUAUUUUUGACUGAGAGUCAUAAGUAUUUGUCAUUGGUUCGGCUGAUGAAUCCUAGAAGUUUUCCAUCUCAUUGCAGAAGAAUACGGAGGUUUCUACUACUGGCCAUGUCGUAAUGUUUCAAAAGGUUUCUUUUAGUGUCUCCUAGGAUUCAUCAAACUUCCUAAAGAAAUAGUUGCAAUUUAUGUAAGUCUGUACUAAUGAAUGAGUAAUGUGUGUCCUCAUAAUCAUUUAAUUUUACCUGAAUUAUUGCACAAGCUUAUGAUGAAUAUGCUGGGUCAUGACUAGUUUUUUUUUUCAAUAUAUUAUUAUUAUUAUAUUUGUGUUGAUAAUCAAAUCUUUGUCAGGUCUAUAAUGUGCACAAAUCCCUGUUGAAUAUUUUUUUUCUUCCAUUUUUAAACUGAGCAAGAAGUACCUACUCAUUAAAUCAUGUUCUGAUAAUGCUAUUAGUGGCAGCUUUAAAAACAAUGGCAAGUGUUGGCAAGGCAGCUCCUUAUUUCCUCUAAUAAAGUUUGUAAUAAUAAAAUUAGUUAUCCAAAUGAAAUUAAGAAGCAGGGUUUUAAUAUUAAUUCAUUUUUCCCCAGUAGAACACCGAAGUCAAGCACCACUAGCUGCGGUCAGUAAGCGGGUGGGUGAACACUUUGAUCUGCCUGUGUAGGGACUGAGGGUGCACGGUAUUGUUCCUCUCUGAACUGUUUCACUGUAAAGUGCUAGACUUCGCGCCCAGGUCGUUGAGUUACUAUGGCGGAGGAGCAAUCCUCCUUUCAGAGGAGCAAAAUUGUGAUGGCAUGUCUUCGGAUCAUCUUUAGGAAUGUUUCCCAGACUGUCGCCAAUAGUCCAUUGUGCAGCUCUAGUGCGACGUGAAUAAUAAUACCUACCUGCCUAAUAUUAAUUUCACAUAAUUGUUUAUUUUUGAGUAAGAUGGUUUUAAUUUAAACAAUAAUAUAGAAAAAAAAGGGAAUGAGUUUUAGUCAGUAAGUAGUUAUAAAUUUGUAUUAUGAUGCAGUUUUCGCUGUUAAAUGUUUGAACUUUUUAAAUCCUACAAAAAUUUGACAAAAUUUUGAGUAGCAAGCAAAGUAAAAGGAAAAACUCAUAAUUUGGGUAAUUUACUAAAAGUUAAAAAUAGAAGGUCUCUAGUACAAAAUUCAAUUAAAAAAAUAUUUCUAUAUAUUCAUUUGAGCUACUUGAUAAGUUUAUAAGUUUUAUUUUAUUCUUCAAUUUAUACAUUUUAUUGUGAUUAAGUAGUUAAAAAGUAUAUGUUUUAUUAUCAUGUGCCUGACCCCUAGGCAUGAUUGUCAUUAGUGAUGGGUUAUCCAAUGGAAUUUAGAAGGAAAGCACAUAAAAUUUGCAAUAAUUUAAAUUUUAUUGGAGUUCUUAGAAAUGUUUUUAAAUUCUUUUUGUCGGAUUAUUUUCCGAAUUUGAUACACUUAUCAAAGUACAGUGCGGUUAGUGAAUAGACAGUUUAUUUUUAAAAUUGUAAUUAAUAAUAUGCGUGCCUUAGCAUGAUCAAUUUUUGCUCCCUAAAAAAAAACAAUUUAAUCUGUUGAAGGCAUUUAAUGGCCUAGCAGUUUGUUUCAGAUUAUGUGAUGAAAAAACAUCUACUGGUAUCUUUUAGAUUUAAUGUGUCUCUUUUUUUUGUAUGUAGUGCUUUAGAUUAUCAUAAAAAUAAAAUGUUGUGUUUUUGUUAAUGUUUUGUUGUUUGGUUUAUAUUUUUUUCACAGCUUAACAUCUAGAGUAGAAAAUAAACAUUACAAGAUAUGUAAAGUGAUUUUAUCUGUAUUACGGUUAAUAUUGUAUAUGUACGUCCCUGUUGGGGAAUUGUUGCCUCACUUAAAAAAGAUGUGUUAAAGAAAAAUGUCUAAUAGCCAAAAGAAUGUUGCUGUAUUCUAACCAUCAUAAUUCAUUUUUUACAUUAAAAAAUAUAAACUAGA
Molecule: messenger RNA, 6592 nt
Organism: Parasteatoda tepidariorum (common house spider)
Lineage: Eukaryota; Metazoa; Arthropoda; Arachnida; Araneae; Theridiidae
Product: carnitine O-palmitoyltransferase 1, liver isoform
Biological process (GO): fatty acid metabolic process; carnitine metabolic process
Cellular component (GO): mitochondrion
Molecular function (GO): carnitine O-palmitoyltransferase activity
Source: RefSeq, a predicted model, not a curated record